Molecule: messenger RNA, 798 nt
Organism: Egretta garzetta (little egret)
Lineage: Eukaryota; Metazoa; Chordata; Aves; Pelecaniformes; Ardeidae
Product: cation channel sperm-associated protein subunit epsilon-like
Biological process (GO): flagellated sperm motility; sperm capacitation
Cellular component (GO): CatSper complex; sperm principal piece
Source: RefSeq, a predicted model, not a curated record
AUGAGCUAUGGCAGCAGCAGCUCUGUGGUCCUGCAGCACCCGUGUGAGGGGCAUGGCCUAGGCAGAGAGCAGCCAAAGGCAGCUGGGUGCCUGGGGAAGAUAGUUUUCAUCAGCCUGGAUGCUUUUGAGAGCCGCCUCUCCCCGCUCUCCAUCCCAGAAGAGCUUGAGACCAAGGAAGCCAUUGUCAGUGUGAUUGCCUUCAUGGACAAAGAUGGGGCUGUCGAUGGUGGUCAAUGGCCAGGUCUACCUGUACUUCAAGAUCCUCGACAGAUCGCAUUCUUGACCCAGGACAGACAUCUCUUCUAUGGCAGCAUCGGCCGGGUCACUAGCACAGUGCACAUUGCCAAGGAUGAGAGCACAGAUUCGAAAAAAAAUAGGGAUGCUGUUCGAAAAAACAUAUACAACAGGAAGGUCUACAGAUUAAAUACAGCAAAUAAUCUGGGAUGCCCUCUUCUGGUAUGCUAUAAAAAUCCUUGGGUGCAAAUUUUUGAGUUACGGGAAAAAAACAGAUUUCAGGAACAUGCCCCUACUGAGUUUGUUCUGUUUGAACUAAGUGCAGGGCAUAACUAUGAUUACCUUUUGACUGCGCAUGAUGUCAACUGCAUCUCUGAACCUCAAAACUGGACUUCUUUGCUAGAGGAACAGGACUCUCCAGGUCCAGAUACUGCAUGGACCAGAAGAAACUACAGGAGCUGUAAAGAUAGGAAUGGACCUGAAUUACAGUGGCCUUAAGUCAAGUAUCAGGUCCUCAAUGGAGAUAAAAAUAAGAUCAUUUUCCCUCCCUAUAAUGGUCUUUAA